CUCUGCUGUGCUGCUAACUGACAAAUAUGAGCACGUAGUACGGAUGCUUCUCUUGUCCUGGAUGGUGGGUUUGGCCGGCCGGUCAUCUCAUCGACGGCUGGAACUGCACACACGCGCGCGCACACGCACACACGCGCAUGAACACGCAUGGGCGGCUCGAUCCCUCCCUUCCCCUCUCUCUCUCUCCCACCAGUGGCCGCUUCUUCGGACGCACCCGGACCUCCUGCUGCACACACACCACACACACACGCGCCAUAUAUCUGAUAUCACAUUUCCACUGCAGGGAGGUAAGCAAUACGCCGACCGGUUCUCGGUCCUCCUCCCGCUGUCGCCCCCGCUCCUCGCGAGCCUCCUCCCUGUUGCUGCUGGGCUGAAAGAACGACAUGCCGCCCUGACGUGACACACACACCCACAGAUAUCGACCACAACACUCAACACACUGCCUGCAGUGAUGAUGCUCAUGUGCAUGUGUGUGGUUGGUCACCUUGUGGUUCUCCUUGACGAACACCUUGUACUCGAACCUCUGCACACACACACACACACACACUUGGGUCUCGUGUUUCGUGGAUGCGUGUGUGGGUGUCUGUCUGGUGUGUGUCUCAUGUGGCUGGCUGGCUGGCUGGCUGACCAUUUUCUGGGACUGUCUGUUGCUGUCGUUGUUCGAAGCGUUACUGGCCCCUCCCCCCUGCUGCUGUGAGAUGCCGUGCUCCGCCUCGUACUCGGCUCGCUUAUGGGGGGGCAGCUGAGCCAACGACUGAUGUGUGGAGACAUACACGACCGAGACAUAGAGACGCUCACGGCUGCGUAUGCCGGUCUGUCUGUUUUGUUUGUGGGUCAGCCGGCUUGCCUUCUUGAAGAUCUUGAAGUUGAUGAGGCCCUUGGCACUACCACUACCACCAGCAGGCGCUGCGGCAGCAGCAGCAGCGGCUGCUGCUGCAGCUGGCGCAGGAGACCCCUGACACACACACACAAACACAAACACACACACACGCACACGCACACACGCACACGCACACGCACACGCACACGCACACGCACACAAAGGUGGUCAUCCAUUAGGACUCCCCUGUGAGCCCGCAUAUACCUGUUGCUGCUGGUCCCGUUUGUCGUCCUUGACUUUGAUGUCGUCCGAGGCCACCACGGCAGCACGAUGCACAACCACACCCUCACCACUGAAGACGGCACACGGCCAUAGUUGUGUGUGUGUGUGUGUGUGUGCAGGAGGCUGGGGAUUGGCUCACACACACACACACACACACGUACAUCUGAAUGGCGCCAGCAGCGAAGGCCUCCUUCCGCUCUUCAGGCUUGACGCGAUACUCCUUGCGGUUGACCCACGCGCCCCGCUCCACCACCCUGGUCUCCUUCUUGGCCUCAACCACAGCCACGAUCUUCUCAUCCACACGACCCCUCCUGCACAACACACAACACCCACACACACAGGUGAAAUUGAGAGCCAUCCCGUAUCUUCCCGCCGUUUGUUUUCUCUUCGGUCGCUCACUUGGUGUUGCGAUUGGCCCCCGGCUCGUCUACCUCCAUGGCCCUCUCCGCCGCCCGGUCCUUGGCCUCCUUCUCCUUCUUGGUCUCCUUGCGAGGCCCUGCAGCAGCGGCAGCCGCUGCCACUCCAGCAGCGCUCCGAUCUCUGGGCGGCGCCCGGCCGGCCUUGGCUGUGGCCUUGGGGGCCGGUGGGGGACGGUCCUCGUCGUCUUGCUCAUCUUGCGGCUGCGCGUCAUCCUUCGGUGCAUCCUGCGUGGGGUGGGUGCAUGGAAGCAUGUGUGUGUCUGUCUGUAUGCCCUCCUGUGUGUCUGUGGGUGUGUCUGUUGUCACCGACCUCCAUGAGCUCGUCGUCCACCUCCUUGUCGGGCGUCUUGCCGUCCUCCUUCUUGCGCCGCUUGGCCGGCUCCCCCUUCUGCUUGGCGUUGGUGAAGGUCGCAGGCAGCACCCUUUUCCGCUUGGGGGCCGCCGCUGAUGCCGACGAUGCCUGGGACGCCUGGGAUGCCCCAGGGGGCGCUGCUGCUGCUGCUGCUGCUGCUGCGGGCGGUGGUGCUGGUGCUGGUGCUGCGGCGGGUGAGUGGCUCUCCUGUCUGUUCUCGGCCUCGGCCUCUUCCACUACCUCCAUGUGUGCGCCUGCGCCGCUGGCCUGUCUGCUGAUGGCCUUGGUCACUGUGUGUGCGGUGGGGGCCGUGUCGAGCUCUGCAGCGUCGCCCUUGAGGACGCACUGGCCCAGCACCUUGUGGUCCACCGUGGCAAUCGACACGGAGAUGUUGAGGGCGUCGCGUGAGCCUGUCAGCAAGGCGUCCUUGACCGAGGCCGAAGCAAUCGCCCGCUCGAGUGAGGCGCCGAGGUCUGAUGCAGAUACGGCCUCCGCAGCGUCGCCGGCCGUCUGCAUGCUGGCCGACUGGCUCUCCUGCUGCAGGGAGCUGGCGCUGCCCCCAGCCCCGCCCGCCGCACCCCCCACCAGCAGCACACGGCACGAGACAUCCCUCUCGCCAGCCGACGGCAGUUGCUGCAUCUCUUUCUGCAGCAGGGAGGCCAGCUGGCCCGUCAGGGCGUCGGCGUCAUUGGGCGUCAGCACCGCGCCGCCCCCGGCCGGCACGCACCCGGCGAAGUAGUGGGCGAUCUUGGUGCUGGCGAAGACGACCGUCUUGCCGGCGAAGAGGCGGCCCUUCCGCUGCUUGUGGUCAGGUCGGGUGACGUACUCCUUGAGCAUGGCUGUCUGGAUGUUGUUGGCCUGGUCGAGGCCAGAGGGGCGGUAGGUGGCUGCGGAGGGGUCGGGGAGCGAGCUGACGAGCCGGUUUGGCGACUCUGCGAGGGCCUUGAGGAAGGCGUGGUUGAGGACGGGCUUGUUCAGGGCCAUGCACAGCAAGAGCUUCGGCGUCACCUUAAUGCGAUCCUGAGGGAGGGAUCCCAUCGCACACCACACCACACCAAAACAGACACAGACGUUUCUCUCUCUCUCUCUCUCUCUGACACACAAACACACACUGCAUGUCUCUGCACCUACCUGGAGAAGGCAGUAGUGCGAUUCGGCCAUGGCACACGACGCCAGGUACAUCCCGCCCUGCUGCGCCAGCUUGACCAGGCUCUCCUCAGGCGCAGCCGCGCUCCUCGUGGCCAGCACCAGCGGCUCGAACCGCACCACAAAGCUGGUCUUGCUCGCAUUCAACCCGUCACCGAACCGCACACGAUCUCCGCUGUUCAGCGGCACCUCCUGGCCGUGCACCUUCUUCUCCUCCGACUCUUCCGCCCCGUCCGACGUCACAAAUGUGCCAAGAGAGGAGGUGUCCUCGAGCACCAGCUUCGGCGGCUCGACUUGCUGCGUCUGUGUCUUGAUCUCGAUGCUGGUGCGGCUGGGCUGGGAGAUCUUGAGCUUGGCGUGGCUGCGCGAGACGGACUUCUCGCUCUCUAUGUUGAGGUGGCAGUUCUUGCGGCCGACGGUGACGGUGCCGGGGAGGAGGAAGUAGCUCACCGGCGGGUCCGUGGUGGACGUCAGGCGCCAGCUCAUGACGAUGGCUGGAAAGGUGGGAUGCGGCUGAUCUGGCUCUCUACGAAGCUACCGAACCAAGAGAACAAGGCGGUUCGCCGGAAGGUAUGAAGCUCGCAGCCUCGCUUGCGCUGUUUGGUGUGCGCUGUGGACAAGAAGAUGCCUGGUUGCCGGAAG
Messenger RNA from Vitrella brassicaformis, 3661 nucleotides. Lineage: Eukaryota; Vitrellaceae. The record is from the annotation of a GenBank genome assembly.